Brassica oleracea var. oleracea is the source of this 1368-nucleotide messenger RNA. RefSeq lists its product as uncharacterized. The coding region runs from base 1 to 1368 and encodes 455 amino acids. NCBI's taxonomy places the organism in Eukaryota, Viridiplantae, Streptophyta, Magnoliopsida, Brassicales, Brassicaceae. The transcript is spliced from 10 exons. Gene Ontology annotation, cellular component: nucleus. The record is from RefSeq and is a predicted model, not a curated record. Gene Ontology annotation, molecular function: DNA binding. Gene Ontology annotation, biological process: DNA recombination; DNA replication; DNA repair.
AUGUCUUCUUCCUAUAUUCUUCUCGCCAACUUGAGAGCAGGCCGUUGCUCAAACACCGCUGAAGUGCGUCUUCUGAGGUUCUGGGAAGCUCGCAACUCUACGCUGAUACACGGGAGCAUCAACUCAAGCCGCAUUGACACUUUCCGGAGGCGGCUCAGUGAAGGCUCCGUUUACUUUCUCAGUGGUUUCGACAUCGCACGGAGUAACCCAAAAUUCCGACUCUUUGACUCUCCGGUGUCCAUACGCUUCAAUGAUGAAACUUUUUUUGAAACAAAAACUGACUCGGACAAGGACAUUCCGACUGAGUUAUUCAGAUUUCGCAGCCACGAACAGCUUCUGACAUUGGCAAACACUAACAGAGAUCUCCCAGAUAUCGUUGGUGAAGUAAGUUCCGUCAGGAGCACGAUCACCGACGGUCUACGCGGUCCUCAGCGUGUAAUGAUGACUCUGCAUUUGGAAGGGGAUGUCAAUGUUUGUGUCAGUAUGUUUGAUGAUCGUGCUGUAACUUUCCAAACUAAGUUUGACGAGCACAGCUCUGAGCCAAAGGUUAUACUCUUUACAAACAUCAAUCCCAAAGUUGUUGGAGGGAAGCUUUUUCUCAACGCUACGUCUGGUACCUACUUUUAUUUCGACUGUGAAACAUCAGCUGGAAAAGAGCAUUAUGAAAGGCUGGUUGGUGAUAGAGCCAAUGCGAGCUCUUCUAAAUCAAAAGUGAAUAUUGAGUUUCUGUGCAAGGCCGAGGUAACCAAUCUUCAGUCGGAGAAGGGAUGGUGCUAUAUUGGAUGCUCCAAAUGCGCAAAGAAGCUUCAGCCGGAUGAAAUAUCUUUCACUUGUCUCUCAUGUGAUAGGGAAAACACUACGGGUGUAUUAAGGUAUCGUGUGGAGUUCUCGGUGGCGGACCAUACGGAUGAGGCUGUAUUUGUAGCAUUUGACAUAGAGAUUGCUAAGCUAACCAACAUCCAAGCAUCUGAGGCUGCGCAUAUUUUGGGUGCGGGUGUGGAUGCUAGAGUCGACAACGACUUCCCUCCGUUCUUGAAUGAAGUAGUUGGAAAAACUUUCACUUUCCAGCUCAAGUUAGGGGAGUUCAACUUCACCUCCAAACACCAGAGCUUCACCGUCUCCCGUAUAAUAAGUGAACACGAGAGAGCGCCAUUGCCAGCGUUUGUUAACGAUGGGGAUAAUCAUGGGCCCGAUGACAAUGGAGAUGGUGCGGAACUAGCAGAUUGUGUGGCACAAAAAAUUGAUGAGAGUACCGUUGUCAACAACAAGGCAUCCGCAUCAAAUGUCCCAUAUCACGGUCCUCAGGCUGCAAACAAACAGAAGCUUGUCAAUGAUGGGAACGUGAAGAAGAAGGCACGCAAGGAGUAG